Sarcophilus harrisii (Tasmanian devil) is the source of this 1996-nucleotide messenger RNA. It is a transcript of the gene ACER2, whose product is annotated as alkaline ceramidase 2. Gene Ontology annotation, molecular function: hydrolase activity, acting on carbon-nitrogen (but not peptide) bonds, in linear amides. The coding region runs from base 254 to 1081 and encodes 275 amino acids. The record is from RefSeq and is a predicted model, not a curated record. The transcript is spliced from 6 exons. Gene Ontology annotation, biological process: ceramide metabolic process. Gene Ontology annotation, cellular component: membrane. NCBI's taxonomy places the organism in Eukaryota, Metazoa, Chordata, Mammalia, Dasyuromorphia, Dasyuridae.
UACAGGCGGAGAGCCGAAGACUAAGCUUCGGAGGCCGAACAUCCGGCCUGUUGGGAGGCGCAGGAGUGGGAGAUCAGGAUAAAGGCAGCGCUGCUGGCUUUGGUCACGGUCGCGGUUAGCUCCCAGCCCCGGAGCCGUCCCUGGCUUCGGAGCAACCAGCGGCUCAGCUGAAUGAUACACGGAAGAGGGGAGAGCAAACAUCCCCGCCCCGGCCUCCAGCGCGCAGAGCGCGGCAGAACCGGCAGCCCGGACCAUGAGCGCCCAGCAUUUCUGGGACCAGUUGCGGGCGGGCAGCUCGGAGGUGGACUGGUGCGAGGAUAACUACACCAUCGUGCCGGCCAUCGCCGAGUUCUACAACACGAUCAGCAAUGUCUUGUUUUUUAUUUUGCCGCCCAUCUGCAUGUGCUUAUUCCGUCAAUAUGCAGCAUGCUUCAACAGUGGCAUAUAUUUAAUAUGGACACUACUUGUUGUUGUUGGAAUUGGAUCAGUUUACUUCCAUGCAACAUUGAGUUUCCUGGGUCAGAUGCUUGAUGAACUUGCUAUUCUCUGGGUAUUGAUGUGUGCACUGGCCAUGUGGUUCCCCAGAAGGUACUUACCAAAGGUCUUUAGAAAUGACAGGGGUAGGUUCAAAGCUGUGGUUUGUGUCCUGUCUGGAGUCACCACUUGUCUUGCAUUUGUGAAACCGGCCAUCAAUAAUAUCUCUCUGAUGACCUUGGGCAUUCCUUGUACAGCACUGCUCAUUGCAGAACUGAAAAGAUGCGACAACAUACGGGUAUAUAAAUUAGGCCUUUUCUCAGGUCUUUGGUGGACCUUAGCUCUCUUCUGUUGGAUCAGUGACAGGGCCUUUUGUGAGCUCUGGUCUUCCUUCAACUUCCCCUAUCUGCAUUGUGUGUGGCAUAUCCUCAUUUGUUUGGCUGCCUACCUGGGUUGCGUCUGCUUUGCAUACUUUGAUGCUGCUUCGGAGAUCCCAGAGCAAGGUCCUGUCAUCAAAUUCUGGCCUAGUGAAAAAUGGGCCUUUAUAGGAGUUCCCUAUGUUUCCCUCCUGUGUGCCAACAAGAAAUCUCCGGUCAAGAUCACAUGAUGUAAAGUUCAGCAGCUUUGGAUUUUUUUUAUUUAUUUUUCCUCACUUAACUGUGCUUAGUUAAUGAUCAUGACAGCUAGGGAGACUUGAGCCUCUUUGUAUUUGUUUGGGUUUUUUCACUCCUAUAUGUUUGAAACUCGAAAGGUUUCAACUGCAUAUAUUAAGAAAUGCAUUUUUUUUUCCUUUAAGAAAUGCUUUUUUUUUUUUUUUUCCCUUUCUCUCAGAAAGGAGGAAGGUUGCGUUUUGGUGUGGGGUUGUUGUUUUUUUUUUAAGCCUGAAAAUGCUGACAACUAGAAUUUAGGUUGGCUCUGGUUUUAGCUUUUUCAGGCUUUAUUUUUAGAUGUCCACUGUUCUUACUACUGGCUCGUGAAUCUUAAAACACUGUGAUAGUAGCAUGUCUUGUUAGACCAAAGCAACAGACUGGCAACUCCUGGGAUGGAAUGUUUGUUAAAUGUAGACCUUCCUUCCCUUCUCUGUCCCACCCAUUCAUUAUUUUUUUCAGAAUUCUUAUGGUUGGAACUGACAAACAAAUGUACCCUUGGACUAAAUCUCUAUUUUUAUUCCAGAGAUUUUCAUUGGAGGAAACCUGUCUAGGAAGAGUCAUAUAAAAGCCUUGUAGGAAAUUAAUUUUUAAUCAUAUUUCACAAAACUUAGAUUUUAAGUAAAGUUAGAAAUAUUUUUAUUAUUUAUGCUAAAAGUCAUAGAUUUUAAUCACAAAUCUCACAAAACCUAGGUUUUAAGUAAAGUUAGAAGUAAUUUUUAUAAUUUGUGCUGAAAGUCCUAGAUUCAGCUUCUAUAUUUGGUCAAAUUUAAUGGGGAAAAAGUUACCAUCAUCAAACUAUUCUUUAAAAUGAGCUCAACUUCUUUCAUAUUUUUUCUCUUUUGAUCCCUUUUCCCCAGCUCAUAACACACAAA